Messenger RNA from Corylus avellana, 523 nucleotides. RefSeq names its product Integrase-type DNA-binding superfamily protein (gene TDR1). Lineage: Eukaryota; Viridiplantae; Streptophyta; Magnoliopsida; Fagales; Betulaceae. Gene Ontology annotation, molecular function: DNA binding; DNA-binding transcription factor activity. The record is from RefSeq and is a predicted model, not a curated record. Gene Ontology annotation, biological process: regulation of DNA-templated transcription; ethylene-activated signaling pathway.
AUGGAAGAGCCCCACAAGGGAAAGGACAAUCAGAAGCACGAGGCGGAAGAGAAGGCUAGGGAAGAAGUCCGGUACCGGGGAGUCCGGCGGAGGCCGUGGGGGAAGUUUGCGGCCGAGAUUCGAGACCCGUCCAGGCAUGGUGCUCGUCUGUGGCUUGGGACGUUCGAUACAGCUGAAGACGCAGCAAGGGCAUAUGAUCGCGCUGCAUUUAACCUAAGGGGUCACCUUGCAAUUCUUAACUUCCCUAAUGAGUAUUAUCCACAAGUCAUGGGCUCUCCUCCUCAUCCUCCUCAAUUUUCAUCAUUUUCAAGGUCUACUACUUCUUCUUCAGCUCCUGGUGGAAGUUCCGAAAGGGGAUCAAGUUCAUCUUCUGGACAAGAAAGGCAAGUUUUCGAGUUUGAGUACUUGGAUGACAAGGUGCUGGAGGACCUUCUUGAAUCAGAAGAGGAGAAGAGGAAGCGAACGCAAGGUUGAGGAGAAGAUUCCUUGCAGGCCAAAGUCUAUUACAGAUUAUUUUAAAAGA